UCCCAAAUGCGAAAGAAAAUUCACUACAUAUCUUCUUCAUCUUCUUCGCUUAUCGGUUUUCUCUCUCUAAAUCCAAACCCAUUUUACACGCAAUUGUAUUAAAAUACAGUUAUUAUGCCCCAAUUACGCACUUCUUUUGUAACUUUUCGUCUUUGCUGUUAGUUCAACUGCUAUCUCAACACUUUUCUCACAUUAAACAAACAAUUUUCUCCAUCCAUUGCUGUGAAUUAGUGUUGUUGGUGUUUCUUUACCAACUUCAGACUAUUUUAUUCAAUGUUCUUUACGAGGGUGGGUGGUUUCUUCCCAUUUUAGUUAAUUAAUUAUUAGAACUCCUCAGUUCCACCUUUUCAAUCGAGAUUUAGCCAUUAAAUCGCUGUUUCAACUCAAUUUGAUUACUUUUUCCUAAAUGGGUCUUCGGCUUAUCAAAUUAAUACCUGCAUCGUUGGCGAUUUGAAGCGACUUAUCAUGGAUCUGGAAACUGGGUCUCGUCAAAAUCAUCUAAGGAAACAGUCAUGGAGAGCAGUUUUGACAUUGGCGUAUCAAAGUUUGGGUGUCGUUUAUGGAGAUUUAAGCACAUCUCCAUUAUAUGUGUUUAAAAGUACUUUUGCAGAAGAUAUUAAACACUCAGAAACUAAUGAAGAAAUAUUUGGAGCCCUUUCUUUCAUUUUCUGGACUCUUACUUUAGUCCCUUUGUUGAAAUACGUGUUCAUUGUGCUCAAAGCUGAUGAUAAUGGCGAAGGAGGCACAUUUGCUCUGUAUUCGUUGCUUUGUAGACAUGCUAGAGUGAGUUCAUUGCCUAAUUGUCAAUUAGCUGAUGAAGAACUCUCAAACUACAAAAAGGAAAUACCUAAUUUAGCCCUGAGUUCUUUCGGGUCAAGACUUAAAUCUACACUUGAGAAACAUGGAGUUUUGCAGAAGUUUUUGCUUGUGUUGGCUCUUGUUGGAGCUUGUAUGGUGAUUGGAGAUGGUGUUCUUACUCCUGCCCUUUCAGUUUUUUCAGCCGUUUCUGGGGUGGAACUUGCAAUGGCAAAAGAGCAUCACAAAUAUGUAGAAGUCCCUGUUGCAUGUAUCAUAUUAAUCGCACUAUUCGCCCUACAACAUUAUGGGACCCACCGGGUCGGGUUCUUAUUUGCUCCAAUCGUUGUAUUAUGGCUCUUAUGCAUCAGUUCAAUUGGAUUAUACAAUAUUCUCCAUUGGAAUCCUCAAAUUUAUCAAGCAUUAUCUCCUGUUCAUAUGUAUCGAUUUCUCAAAAAAACCCAAACCGGAGGUUGGAAAUCUUUAGGGGGUAUCUUAUUAUGCAUCACAGGGUCGGAAGCUAUGUUUGCUGAUCUCGGACACUUUUCUCAAUUGUCUAUCCAGAUAGCUUUUACAUCAUUUGUUUAUCCCUCCUUGAUUCUUGCAUAUAUGGGGCAAGCUGCGUAUUUAUCUCAACAUCAUUUCAUUGAAAACGACUACAAAAUUGGAUUCUAUAUUUCCGUGCCAGAGAAUUUGAGGAUCCCGGUGUUGUUGAUAGCCAUACUUGCUGCAGUAGUUGGAAGCCAAGCAAUUAUUACAGGGACUUUUUCGAUUAUAAAACAAUGCUCUUCACUUGGAUGUUUUCCCAGGGUCAAAAUCGUCCAUACGUCUUCAAAAUAUCACGGGCAAAUUUAUAUCCCCGAGAUUAAUUGGAUCUUGAUGUUGUUAUGUCUAGCCGUUACUAUUGGGUUUAGAGAUACAAAACGUAUGGGGAAUGCUUCAGGUUUGGCGGUUAUUACGGUUAUGCUUGUUACAACAUGCUUAAUGUCCCUCGUAAUCGUCUUAUGUUGGCAGCAAAGUGUUUUUCUCGCAAUCGCUUUUGUCGUAUUUUUCGGUACAAUCGAAGCCUUAUAUUUCUCGGCUUCUUUAAUAAAAUUUCUCGAAGGCGCGUGGGUCCCAAUCGCACUGUCUCUCAUCUUCAUGCUUGUAAUGUACGUGUGGCACUACGGGACCCUCAAAAAGUACGAAUUUGACCUCCAAAACAAAGUAUCCGUCGAUUGGCUACUUAGCCUGGGCCCCACCCUAGGAAUAGUUCGGGUUCGAGGAAUCGGGCUUGUUCACACUGAACUCGUGUCUGGUAUCCCCGCGAUAUUUUCCCAUUUUGUCACCAACCUUCCGGCUUUCCACCAGGUUUUGAUUUUCCUGUGUGUGAAAUCCGUCCCGGUCCCACACGUGGGACCGGAGGAACGGUUUCUCGUGGGCCGUAUCGGCCCACGAGAAUACAGAGUGUACCGGUGUAUAGUCCGGUACGGGUACCGUGAUGUUCAUAAAGAUGACGUGGAGUUUGAAAAAGAUUUGGUAUGUAGCAUAGCCGAGUUUAUCCGGAAGCAAAAAGACGAUUCUACCCUUGACGCGCGUACAGACGGAGAGUUCGGAAACAAUGAUGAGGUCAUGACUGUUAUUGGAAUGCCUUCCACGAACGUGGAAGGCGUUCACAUCUGUAGCCCAAGCCCAGAUGGGCUUGGGCUACCAGAGGUUGAGGAAAUACAAGCCUCAACCGCGAACCAAGUGAAGAAACGCGUGAGAUUUGUUGUGCCGGAAAGCCCGAAAAUUGAUGACGGGUCACGGGCGGAGUUGCGGGACCUAAUGGAGGCCAGGGAGGCAGGGGUGGCUUAUAUUUUGGGACAUUCGUAUGUUAAAGCAAAACAAGGGUCUUCUAUGAUUAAGAAGCUUUUUAUUAAUUAUGGGUAUGAGUUUUUGAGAAGAAAUAGUAGACCUUCAACGGACUCGUUAAUGGUGCCUCAUGCUUCGACUCUUGAAGUGGGAAUGAUGUAUCAUGUGUGAAAGUCGUGACUUUUUUUUUUGGUGUAAAUGGUUUUUGUUUUAUUUUUGUAGUUUGGUAAAUGAAUGGUCUGCAACCACCGUGAGGUGGUGGUGGGUCGAAUGGUAGCCGGCGGUCCACUGGUUGUUGUGGUGGCGGUUAGUGGUUUUUGGAACUAUGAAAGAAGAUAGUAGUAGAUAUAGUGUGUAGGUAUAGUUUGUAUUUUAUGUUCCGUUCUAUAAAAAAAUCACGAUUACGAGAUGAUAUAUACUUUUUGGUGUAG
Molecule: messenger RNA, 3059 nt
Organism: Lactuca virosa
Lineage: Eukaryota; Viridiplantae; Streptophyta; Magnoliopsida; Asterales; Asteraceae
Source: the annotation of a GenBank genome assembly